Molecule: messenger RNA, 447 nt
Organism: Metarhizium album ARSEF 1941
Lineage: Eukaryota; Fungi; Ascomycota; Sordariomycetes; Hypocreales; Clavicipitaceae
Exons: 1
Coding region: 1-447 (148 amino acids)
Source: RefSeq, a predicted model, not a curated record
AUGCAUUCCGGCGCUCUCGCUCUUCUCGCUGUCUGCGCCUCUCUUGUGGCUGCCACUGAGCCCAGCCUUGUCACUUCGACCACCACCACGACGCGUAUUCUCACCGUCACCCAAUGUGUCCCUUCUGCCACAAAUUGUCCGGUGAGCGAGACCGCUGCUGUCUUUGCUCCCACCUCGGGCAUCCCUUCAGGCACCGCCUCCAGCACCACCUCAACCCCAGCGGUUGAGACGCCUGUCGAGACAUCUGUGUUUCUCCCUGCUCCCUCCAGCUCUACUUUCUUCCCAGCCUCCAACACCACUCUUCCAGUCGGCCCAACCGGGACUACCAACGGCCCAGGAAAUCCUACUGGACCUAUGGUCGUCCCUACCGCCGCCGCCAACGAUUUACAUGUUCAGACCGGUGCUGUUGCGGCCGUCGUCGCCGCCGUCAUUGCUAUGGCCUGCUAG